GGGAAUGGAGCUAAGGAUUGGGGGCCUAGGGGGCUCCCAGGGCUGAAGACAACUUUCGAUUGCCAGGAGAAGGAGUAGGGAGUUGUGCAACCUGGCUCGGGCCUCCGCUGCCCAACAUGGGCCCCGGGUUCCAAACUUUGCGAAGUUGGGCGCUAAGGGGCCGGGGCGCGCGGAGCGUCCGGGGGAAGCCGGCCCCGGACUCGUGGGGUACUCAGGUCGCCUGAGUCGCCUCCGUGGCCCCCAGGGUUGUGCGUGUGGCCCGGGGGCUCCGGGGAGCGGGCAGGGGCGCCCGGGGCUUCUGCUGAGUUGGCGAGUUUGGCCAUGGCCGCUGCCCGCCCAGCGCGGAGGCCGGAGCUGCAGCUCCUGGGGCUGCUGCUGCUGCUGCUGGGGGGCCUGGGUCGGGGGGCGGCCCUGAGCGGGAACAGGACCGGGCCUGAGUCGCGGAUCGGUGGCGGGAACGCGAAGAGGAGCGCGGCGGUAACCGGCCCUCCAUCCCUGCUGAGCCACUGCGGCCGGGCCGCCCCCUGCGAGCCACUGCGCUCCAACGUGUGCCUAGGCUCGGCGCUGCCCUACGGGGCCACCUCCACGCUGCUGGCCGGGGACUCGGACUCGCAGGAAGAGGCGCACGGCAAACUCGUGCUCUGGUCGGGCCUCAGGAAUGCCCCCCGCUGCUGGGCAGUGAUCCAGCCCCUGCUGUGUGCUGUGUACAUGCCCAAGUGUGAGAAUGACCGGGUGGAACUGCCCAGCCGAACCCUGUGCCAGGCCACCCGAGGCCCUUGUGCCAUCGUGGAGAGGGAGCGGGGCUGGCCAGACUUCCUGCGAUGUACCCCUGACCACUUUCCUGAAGGCUGCCCGAAUGAGGUACAGAACAUAAAGUUCAACAGUUCGGGUCAGUGCGAAGCGCCCUUGGUGCGGACAGACAACCCCAAGAGCUGGUACGAGGAUGUGGAGGGCUGUGGGAUCCAGUGCCAGAAUCCUCUCUUCACCGAGGCGGAGCACCAAGACAUGCACAGCUACAUCGCGGCCUUUGGCGCUGUCACCGGCCUCUGCACGCUCUUCACCCUGGCCACCUUUGUGGCUGACUGGAGGAACUCGAAUCGAUACCCUGCUGUUAUUCUCUUCUAUGUCAACGCUUGUUUCUUCGUGGGCAGCAUUGGCUGGCUGGCCCAGUUCAUGGAUGGUGCCCGCCGGGAGAUUGUCUGCCGUGCAGAUGGUACCAUGAGGCUUGGGGAGCCCACCUCCAAUGAGACCCUGUCCUGCGUUAUCAUCUUUGUCAUCGUGUACUACGCCCUGAUGGCUGGCGUGGUCUGGUUUGUGGUCCUCACCUAUGCCUGGCACACCUCCUUCAAAGCCCUAGGCACUACGUACCAGCCUCUCUCAGGCAAGACUUCCUACUUCCACCUGCUCACGUGGUCACUUCCCUUCGUCCUGACUGUGGCAAUCCUUGCUGUGGCCCAGGUGGAUGGGGACUCCGUGAGUGGCAUCUGUUUUGUGGGGUAUAAGAACUACCGCUACCGCGCUGGCUUUGUGUUAGCUCCGAUCGGCCUGGUGCUCAUCGUAGGUGGCUACUUCCUCAUCCGAGGAGUCAUGACUUUGUUCUCCAUCAAGAGCAACCACCCUGGGCUGCUGAGCGAGAAGGCUGCCAGCAAGAUCAAUGAGACCAUGCUGCGUCUGGGUAUUUUUGGCUUCCUGGCCUUCGGCUUUGUGCUUAUCACCUUCAGCUGCCACUUCUAUGACUUUUUUAACCAGGCCGAAUGGGAGCGCAGCUUCCGGGACUACGUGUUGUGCCAGGCUAAUGUGACCAUUGGGCUGCCCACCAAAAAACCCAUCCCUGAUUGUGAGAUCAAAAAUCGUCCCAGCCUCUUGGUGGAGAAGAUCAACCUGUUUGCCAUGUUUGGAACCGGCAUUGCCAUGAGCACCUGGGUCUGGACCAAGGCCACACUGCUCAUCUGGAGGCGCACCUGGUGCAGGUUGACCGGGCAAAGUGACGAUGAGCCCAAACGGAUCAAGAAGAGCAAGAUGAUUGCCAAGGCCUUCUCAAAGCGGCGGGAGCUGCUGCAGAACCCAGGCCAGGAGCUCUCCUUCAGCAUGCACACGGUCUCCCAUGAUGGGCCAGUGGCGGGUUUGGCGUUUGACCUCAAUGAGCCUUCAGCUGACGUUUCCUCUGCCUGGGCCCAGCAUGUUACCAAAAUGGUAGCUCGGAGAGGAGCCAUACUGCCCCAAGAUGUAUCUGUUACUCCUGUGGCAACUCCAGUGCCCCCAGAAGAACAAGCCAACCUGUGGCUGGUUGAGGCAGAGAUCUCCCCAGAACUGGAGAAGCGCUUGGGCCGGAAGAAGAAGCGGAGGAAGAGGAAGAAAGAGGUGUGUCCCCUGGUGGCAGCUUCUGAGCUUCCUGCCCCGACCCCUGCUCCUGCCACCAGUGCCGUUCCUCGGCUGCCUCAGCUGCCACGGCAGAAGUGUCUGGUGGCAGCAGGGGCUUGGGGAGCUGGGGAAUCCUGCCGACAGGGAGCCUGGACCCUGGUCUCCAACCCCUUCUGCCCAGAGCCCAGUUCCUAUCAGGAUCCAUUCCUCCCCAGUGCUCCAGCUCCAACGGCCUGGGCUCAGGGCCGCCACCAGGGGCUGGGCCCUAUCCACUCCCGCACCAACCUAAUGGAGGCAGAGCUCAUGGAUGCAGACUCAGACUUCUGAACCUUAGUAGCAGGACCUGGGACAGGAAAGAGGAACACACACCAUCCUGAGGCUCUUCUUCCUCCCCUGAGGGUCUUCCCUGGGUUCUCAUCUUCCAGAGAACCUGUGGGCCAUGUGCCCUCUUUGGGAUAGUUCUGUAUGUGUGGCUCAAGCAGCAGGACUAUAGGAAAGAGCUGAAUAUCACUGGUAGACCUCCUACUAGCUGCAGCAGGGCCCUAGAACUUGUAUCUUCAUUUCUACCCCACCAGCUGGUGGCAUCAGUCUCCAGCAGAGCUUGUGGUGGGUGGAAAUAGCAGAGACAGGGAUGAUGGUACAAAGUGGACUGUGGUGGCCAUGUCUGGCAGAGAAGAGCUGGCUGCUCUUUUCUGUGCCAAAGGGUGCCCUUUCUGGUACUCUCAGACCAAAAGUGCUUUUUUGUAUUGUUUGUUGUCUAAAUGAGGACAGGACUCCCUUCUUCCUCUUCCUGGUGGUUGUGAUGUUGGAAGUGAUCGUGGCUGUGACCUCUGUUAACAGAUGACUCUACCCAAACCCAUCCUCUGUUUUCCCAAAUUCUCCCCAUUACCCAUCUCAGUUCCUACUUCUUGUUCAUUGAUUAGGACCCAGAU
This is a messenger RNA of Dipodomys ordii (Ord's kangaroo rat), 3293 nucleotides long. It is a transcript of the gene Smo, whose product is annotated as smoothened, frizzled class receptor. NCBI's taxonomy places the organism in Eukaryota, Metazoa, Chordata, Mammalia, Rodentia, Heteromyidae. Gene Ontology annotation, biological process: positive regulation of smoothened signaling pathway; commissural neuron axon guidance; smoothened signaling pathway. Gene Ontology annotation, cellular component: plasma membrane; cilium; dendrite. Gene Ontology annotation, molecular function: patched binding; transmembrane signaling receptor activity. The coding region runs from base 322 to 2688 and encodes 788 amino acids. The transcript has 12 exons. The record is from RefSeq and is a predicted model, not a curated record.